CUAUCAAUUAACAUCCAUCCCUCUACUUAAAGAGGCAAAAUGAAGCCAUUUUAACUACCCAGAAUUUAUUUUCAACUACACUUUCCCUCCACCUCUUGAGUCUUUAUUCUUCAACCUCUUCAUCCAAUUUUCUUUCUCAAUCUUUCUCUCUUCCCCACAAAGGCAACUUGAAAACCCCACAAAUUUCUAAUUGAAGCAACCCAUCUAACAAAUAAAAAAUUAAUUUAGAGUACAAAAUUUCGCCAUAUUCUUCUCUCUAUCUUGUGAAAAACCCCAGAUCUCACACCUUGCAGCUGCCUUUUCUGUACAUUACAGCAACCUCUUUAGUCUUAAGUCAUAAAUUUUGUCAAAGAUCUUACCUUUUACUAGAACUAGAUCAUUUCUUGUGUUCUCUUGAAGAAGAUUAUUUGUGUUUUUGGGUUCCAUUGAAUUUUUGUGAUGAAUUGGAAAUAUAAUGCUGGACUGGUCCUCAUAGGAACUGUUGUUGUCAUCUGGGUUUCCUCUGCUGAAGUUACCCAGGGAAUAUACAAUGCAUAUAAACAACCAUUUGCUGUGACAUAUCUUGGAGCAUCUUUAAUGGUCGUUUACCUUCCCAUAUCCUUUUUGAAAGAUUGUUUUUACCGUAAAAUGAAAAGUUGCUCAUCAAGGAGCGGGAUGCUGGCUGAAACUGUAAAAGAUUCUGUGGACAUACUGGAUUCUCCUCUGAAAUAUGUUGAGCAGAAAAUCUGUUCAAUGGACCUCGAGGGGAAUCUUACAAAAAAGGGCAGUGAUUUGAACCUUUCUUUGCAAGAAGAAAAACCAUUCCUUGAUGAGGGUUUAAGGAAACAAGACAGGGAGCCCACAAAAUGGGACAUUGUUCGAUAUGGUUUAUACCUUGCUCCUCUUUGGUUCGCAGUUGAGUAUCUCUCAAAUGCGGCCCUUGCUCGUACUAGUGUUGCAAGUACGACAGUCUUAUCCUCUACUUCCGGACUUUUUACCCUAUUCAUUGGAGUACUCCUUGGAGAGGAUUCACUGAACAUGGCAAAGGUUGUUGCUGUCUUUGUUAGCAUGGCCGGUGUUGUUAUGACAACUCUGGGAAAAACUUGGGCCGCUGAUGAGUCACAACUUAAUAGUUCAAGCGAUGGAGAACGUUCACUUGUGGGGGAUCUUUUUGGGCUUCUCUCAGCUAUGUCAUAUGGGCUAUUCACUGUGCUGUUGAAGAAGUAUGCUGGUGAGGAAGGAGGGAAGGUGGACGUUCAGAAACUUUUCGGAUACAUAGGAUUCUUCACUCUUGUAGCCCUUUGGUGGCUUGUAUGGCCAUUAACAAUUUUAGGAAUUGAACCGAAGUUCACAAUUCCGCACUCUGCUAAAACAGAUGAAGUAGUUCUUGCCAAUGGACUUAUUGGAAGUGUUCUCUCUGAUUACUUCUGGGCAUUAUCUGUCGUAUGGACAACUCCAUUGGUUGCAACUUUGGGAAUGUCUCUCACAAUUCCACUUGCAAUGUUGGCUGACAUGGUUAUACAUGGUCGGCAUUACUCCGCUGUAUAUGUUCUUGGCUCCAUCCAGGUCUUUGGUGGUUUCGUAAUUGCUAAUCUUUCGGAUUGGUUCUCAAAGAAGCUGGGGUUAUAAAUCUGCUGGAAAUACGUUAGCGCAUUCUUAUAUUCUUUCUCUCGUCAUCAGCUUUGUUCUUUGGGCGAGAAUCGUCAUAAAAAGGAGCACCCUUAGGGGGUUAUCGACGGCCAUUUACACAGAAUAGAAAGAACAAAAGGAUUGUACUGUAAUUCUUGUUUUCAUGAAAUGUGAAAAUUGAUAGUCAAGAUUGGUUAACCAAAAAAGGAAAAAAUGUCCAGUUUCUGUAUGGUUCUUGCACCGUUUUUGUAUAUACAUUGCCUAUGUUUAUUUAGGAAAUAAAAUUCUAGUCAAUUUUGUGUUGAAAGUUACUAUGUAUGUUCUUAUUUGGACAACAACCCUACACCCAAUGUUGAUAGAAUCUCGAUCGGAUCGUAGAAUCGUGUGAUUCUACGAUUUAAAUUACUCCAAUCGAGUAGAAUCGGUGUUAUGCUCUUUCUAUCGUAGGGAUCGUUUAAAUUCGACAUGAUCGUGAUCAUACCAAUUCGAACCAUCCUGAUGUUUGCGGUAUUCUGAUGUGUGCAAUAAAUUUCACAUGAUUGUUAUUUCUUGCUUGGUUAUCGGAAUGAAGCGUGUAAGGUGGUGUUUGAAAGCUAACAUCUUGAAAUUUAAUUUGCAGCUUGAAUCAAUUCAAAAUCAUGUGUAUAUUGAGUGAUAUGGGCUUUUUGAAAUUGACC
Messenger RNA from Amaranthus tricolor (Joseph's coat), 2285 nucleotides. RefSeq lists its product as uncharacterized. The coding region runs from base 439 to 1608 and encodes 389 amino acids. The transcript has 8 exons. Lineage: Eukaryota; Viridiplantae; Streptophyta; Magnoliopsida; Caryophyllales; Amaranthaceae. Gene Ontology annotation, biological process: regulation of peptide transport. The record is from RefSeq and is a predicted model, not a curated record. Gene Ontology annotation, cellular component: membrane.